AUGAAAGAUCCCACUUCAGAUUCGGAAGAAGAAAUUUUGGUUUACGCAGAGUUUAAAGAUAGUGUUAAUAUCGAAAAAUACAAAAGUAUUCACAUUUUAGGCAUUGACGGGAAAACCCCUAUAAUACAGUUGGAUGAUACGUUUUUUACAGGUAAAUACGAGAAUCCAUUAGGAACAUACUUAUUUUUUGAAGAGGACACUUCCCCAUAUUGUGCAGAUCACUUAUUUGAUAAAUUACCAGAAAAGAAUUUGAAGUACCUUCACAAAACAACAAAGCUUUUGUGUAUGGAACAUGCAUAUGUAACUCCAAAAGAAGGCACAGAGGAAAGCGUACAAAGUCAACUGCAGCUGCCACACCAAGAUGAUGACAUACAGCCACAGUUUCUUCGUAACAUGUAUUUAAGAUGGAUUUUGGAUGAAAGUAUUGAUAGAAUAAAAUAUGGAACAGCCUUCAUGUUAUUUUUCAAGAACUUAAGACUGUCUUAA
Messenger RNA from Parnassius apollo (apollo), 486 nucleotides. NCBI's taxonomy places the organism in Eukaryota, Metazoa, Arthropoda, Insecta, Lepidoptera, Papilionidae. The record is from the annotation of a GenBank genome assembly.